GCGUGUGUUGUUCAAGGACUAGGCUACAUCAGACUACAACUCGAUCCAAGGACCUCUGCAUCGCGUUUGACCAAACAGGCAGAUAUGGACUUUGUCUUGGGUUCAGUGGACCCACAUACUGACAGCUGGAACAAUUCGUUGUCAACAAACGGGACUGAUGACGAUGACUACUAUGAUGACUACUACGAAGACCAGCCUGAGCUGAAGAAGUCACUGAACAUCAUGUCACUCGUUGUCUACUCCCUGGCAUUUGUCUUGGGCGUGCUGGGCAACGGGCUUGUGAUCUGGGUGACUGGAUUUAAAAUGAAGAAGACUGUCAACACCGUCUGGUUCCUGAACCUGGCGGUGGCUGACUUCUUGUUCACUGCAUUUCUGCCCCUGAGCGUGGCUUAUACAGCCAUGGAUUUCCACUGGCCCUUUGGCAGGUUCAUGUGCAAAGUCAACAGCACCCUGACCACAUUGAACAUGUUUGCCAGCGUUUACAUCCUCGUCGUGAUCAGCGUGGACCGCUGCAUUUCUGUGGUGAAGCCAAUCUGGGCACAGAACCACCGAAGCGUGCAAAGAGCAUCGGCAGUGAGCCUCGUCGUCUGGUUCCUGGCUCUGGUGCUUAGCUCACCCUACUUCGUGUUCCGGGACAUCGGUUCCGGAACACGAGAGAACAACAGCAAUGUCAUCAACUGCUUCAACAACUUCGCUUUCUCUGAUGAGGACUCCCCUGAUAUUGUGGCACUGAGGUCGCUGCGCCACUGUGCCAUGAUCAUAACCCGGGUCAUACUUGGCUUCAUAGUGCCAUUUGCCAUCAUUGUUUCCUGCUACGCAGUCAUAAUUCAUCGCCUCAGGAUGAACCGCUCGAUGUCAGGACGGACUGGGCGACCCUUCAGGAUCAUUGCAGCUGUUAUCACCGCCUUCUUUCUGUGCUGGGCACCUUUCCACAUUAUGUCGAUCAUUGAGAUGGUUAAUCACAUGAGGUCAGAGGAUGAUUUCAGUCUAAGUCUGCACCAUGUCGUAAAGGUUGGCAUUCCAAUCACCACCAGCCUGGCCUUCCUCAACAGUUGCCUCAACCCCUUGCUGUAUGUCUUCAUGGGUCAGGAUUUCAAGGACAAGGUGCGCAAGUCCAUCUUGAAGGUGUUGGAGACGGCGUUUACAGAGGAAGUGUCUCGCACCAACACGUACACCAACUCAAUGCUCACCAGCCGCAGCAAGGAGAAGUCAUUUUCUGAUGCAGAGGUGUGAGAAUUUGAGGAGGCAGGUUUUUUGUUUUUUCAGGGACACAUGAAUUCUGUGUCACUUCUCAAGAACAACCACUUUGGCCCAACCAGCCUACCACACUAUACAAACGCAGACAACAAACACAGUGCUGCAGUGUGAUAUGUGAGCUUGAGCUGUCAAUGACAUCGCAGUUGUUCAUUUAUCUGUUCUGUACGUUGAGAUUAUGAACCCCCAUGCAAUUGCCUGAUAGGAACAAGGGGUUGCAAAGGAGAUUUAUGAACCAUCUUUAUGGCAAGACAUUUGAUAUGUUGUAGGUGCAUUUAAUAUAUGUGUAGUCUUGCGGAUGAAUAUAUAAACAAAAUGCAGUUGCAUUCACAAUU
Messenger RNA from Alosa alosa (allis shad), 1589 nucleotides. RefSeq names its product formyl peptide receptor 1 (gene fpr1). NCBI's taxonomy places the organism in Eukaryota, Metazoa, Chordata, Actinopteri, Clupeiformes, Clupeidae. The transcript is spliced from 2 exons. Gene Ontology annotation, biological process: positive regulation of cytosolic calcium ion concentration; complement receptor mediated signaling pathway; inflammatory response. Bases 85 to 1233 code for a protein of 382 amino acids. The record is from RefSeq and is a predicted model, not a curated record. Gene Ontology annotation, molecular function: complement receptor activity; G protein-coupled receptor activity. Gene Ontology annotation, cellular component: plasma membrane.